CCAAGAGAGGAAAACAGUAUCCUGCCACACAAGUUGCAGAGUGGCAUACAGGAAGAGCAGGAGCAGAUGUCAGGACCUGGAAAUGCCCAGCUCUGCCAACUCUGCCAGGAAGAAAGCAGCCGAAGCAAAAAAAAGAACAUCUGCAAGAACUGCAGCGGUAUCUUCUGUGAAGCCUGUUCAGCCCAUGAACUGCCCCUCCCGUCUAGCAUUAACCCUGAGCGUGUCUGCAACCCGUGUCACGAGCAACUCAUCCAGCAGUAUUCGACCAGCCCCUUGUAGGAUGCGCGCUGCAGGCGACGGUGACCAAAAAAUUGCUGUAGCUGUUGUUCAUCUCUGGAGUCGUCAAAGGGGAAUUUGCAGAGAAAACACUGGCCUGUGUUUUGUGGAGGUCAGAGGAGGAGGCUGCUUUAUAGUGUUUACAGUGUCUAGUGACUAAAAAUGAACACUUGGAGCCUUCCUAGUUGAAAAAUCUACUUGCUCUCAGACCUCAGCUUGUGCUGGGGAGAACCGCUUUGGGAGUUGCACAGAAAGUAAGUAGCCCUAGAGUGUGCCCAGGCAAAUUCAGGAAGCAGUGAGACCAGGCAGCCCCAAAGAGAGUCGAGUGUGUGCGUGCGUGUGUCUGUGGGUACAAGUCAGGAAAGUUCUCUUCCUCAGGUGUGUUGCUUGAAGGCAUGCUGCUGUUAAGCAAAGGUUCUCUGAAAGCAAAAUGGGAGCGUUUUUAGUCCUCGUGUGUGGCUGCACUUGAAAUACCAUUUCCCUUUUUCCUGCUGCUUUUUGACAAUCUGGCUCAACUGUGCUACUUCAGUGCCAGGUGUAAGAAGCCCAGAUAGUAUGCCAACAAACACUUUCUACCUGAAUUUGUUUAGUUCAGUUCUCUGGCCACGGGCUUGCUAUGCACAUCAAUAUCAAAAAUCCAAAAAACAAAACAAAACUGUGAAAGUUCUGUAUUUUAGGGGUCUGGGAGGUGGUGGUUAGGGUCUUUUUUGAGGCGUGCAUGAUGUGAAAACUGACCUGCACUGAUUUGAUCAUCACAGCAGGCAUGGAAGUGCCUUAAGACAUCUCUGACCUUCCAGUCAGAGACAUUCACUGUGACUUGAUGACCACAAAAUGGUGAUCAAACCUAAGGGCUGCAACUGAACUUUCUAUCUUGAUGUAGUAACUGGAGGAAUUUGAUUUCCAAGUACUUAGAUACCCAGUACUGAUCACUAACUCCACAGAAUGUUUAGGGCUGUGUCUGGGCACCUCUCCCCCUUGGGCAUGUGAAAAAGUGGUUAUAAUAUACCUGGCAUUUCACUAUAUUAUGUUAGAGUAGGGAAGCAGGGAUGAAGUCUGAAUGCUCUUCACCUACUAGAAAUUCUAAUCUCAAACACAGUUUAAAGAGGUUUUACAGUUCAUGCUAUAUCAUUUUUUUUGUUGCUGUUAUCUCAAGGAAUUGUGUUUUGCCCCAAAAAGUGGUGGCUUCCUCAUAAUCAUAAAGUAUGUAGCGGGUCAGAGUUUAUUUGCUCCGCUUUAUACUGGAAGCCUACUUCAGUCUUCAAGACCACAGAAUGUUUUGUAAUCCAUAGAAAACUGAUGUAUUUAUAUAUAUGAAGUGGCAGUUAGUCAUUUGGUUUUGUACAAAUUGUGUUAGGCGGCAGUGGUUUAAUUCCUUGAAAGGGAUUUUUCUAGUCAUUAGACUGGCUGGAGCUUCAUUAAAAAGCUUGUCAGAGCUGUUACUUACUGUGUGUGAGGCUAGAGUUUGUGCCAGGAGCUAGUUUCUUCUAGUUCCCUGCUGGACUUGGCAUUUUCAGCCACACAAGCUCCCGUCCUCCUCUUAUUGCCCUGUAGAGGGAGCAUUUCACAGGGGGGGAACUUGCAAUUCUUUUCCAUGUUUUGCUCCUUUUUUCCCCCCCCUAUGGUGGUAGUUACUGCCUGGAUUUUCUUGCUGCUGUCUCUUAAAAGUAGCCUAGAAAUGGUAAGUAGUUUUAAAAUGUAAAAAUCCUGGAAUUCAAGUGCAGGCAAACAGUGCUUUGAAGGGGGGGG
Struthio camelus australis is the source of this 2022-nucleotide messenger RNA. The record is from RefSeq and is a predicted model, not a curated record. NCBI's taxonomy places the organism in Eukaryota, Metazoa, Chordata, Aves, Struthioniformes, Struthionidae.